Lolium rigidum is the source of this 1960-nucleotide messenger RNA. RefSeq names its product origin of replication complex subunit 5. Lineage: Eukaryota; Viridiplantae; Streptophyta; Magnoliopsida; Poales; Poaceae. Gene Ontology annotation, biological process: DNA replication; DNA replication initiation. The transcript is spliced from 5 exons. Bases 1 to 1647 code for a protein of 548 amino acids. The record is from RefSeq and is a predicted model, not a curated record. Gene Ontology annotation, cellular component: nuclear origin of replication recognition complex; nucleus. Gene Ontology annotation, molecular function: DNA replication origin binding.
AUGUCCCAGCCCGUCACCCCGCGCCGCACCACCCGGGCUUCCACCUCCGCUCCCGAUUCGCCCUCCUCCCCUCCCAAAUCCAGGUCAAAGCCCUCGCCCCGACGCCAACUCCUCGCCGCCGCCGCUCCUGAUUCGCCGUCCUCCCCUCCCAAAUCCCGGCCCAAGCCAUCGCCCAGACGCCAACUCCUCGCCGCCGCCGCCCCCGUUCCCGCAACGGACGACAACCCGCUCGCCGCGCUCCUCGAGGCGCUGCCGGGCCGCCGCGCGCAGGCCAGGGACCUGCUCCGGCUGCUCGCGCCCGCGCCCGCGCUCCCGGUCCUGCUCCACGGGGGCGCCGCCACGGGCAAGACGCGCGCGCUGCUCCUCGCGCUGCGCCACCUCCGCCUCCACCUCCGCCCCACCCCGCCCCUCGUCUACGCCGCGCUCCGCUCCCUCCCCUCCCCGCGCGCGCUCUUCGCCUCCAUCCUCUCCCAGCUCAAGGCGCCAUCAUCCUCUACUUCCUCUCGCCAGCGCGUCCCUGACAAGCCCUCCGACUUCGUCCCCGCCCUGCGCGACGCCCUUGCUGGCGUCGUUUCCCAGGGCGAGAACGUGUAUCUGGUGUUCGACAACCUGGAGGUCGUCAGGGGCUGGGACAAGGGCGGCCAGCUUGUUUCACUUCUCCUCCGCCUGCAUGACCUCCUCCGGUUGCCGCAGGUCGUGCUCGUGUACGUCAGCAGCGCAGCGCCUGAUGCGUACUACACCAUGACUGGCUCUGUCGAGCCGAACCAUGUUUACUUCCCGGAUUAUACUGUGGAUGAGGUUCAUGGCAUUCUGAUGCGUGGCCAGCCCAAUCCGAAGCUCUACUCGUCAUUCCUGAGUGUGGUGCUGAAGCCCUUAUUCCGGGUGACAAGGAGGGUUGAUGAACUGGCGGCCGUGCUGGAGCCACUUUUCAGGAGGUACUGUGAGCCACUGGGGAGCUUGAAUGGGGUUCCUGAUGAGGGUAUCAGGCGGCGGUUGUAUGAACAUCUACAACCACAUUUGGCCGUGGCACAGAACGAGACAUUCAGUGUCCCCAUCAGAGCUUCACUGGAUGAUUGCAAAGAUGGUAUUUCUGGUGGAAAGGGUAGUGUUAAAAGGCAGUUUGGUGGUAGAGAUGGUCUCUCAAGUGAAUUGGAGUUCCACAUGUCCGUGUCUGCGAAGUAUCUACUGCUGUCCGCCUUUUUGGCUUCAAGGAACCCUGCUACUCUGGAUGCAGCAUUGUUUGAUGCCACUGGAGGAACCGAUAGCCGGAACCGCAAGAGGAAGAGCUCUCAGGCCUCGAUAGAUAGAAAGGAUACCAUGGCUGAAGAGUUGCUUAUGAAGGGUCCAGGUACAUUUCCUCUCGAGAGGCUCUUGGCUAUAUUUCAGUGCAUCACAUCAGUGUCAGAGGAUAUGCUUGAUGAAGUUGAAUGCGAAGACACUAUCAUGGGUGGAAGUGGAAUGAAUGCUUUGAUGUCAGAUGUUCUACUGCAAUUGUCAACGCUGUGCAAUUCUAAUUUCCUCUCUAAAAGCCGAAGCUGCCCAUUAGAAGGCUCAGGUAGAUAUCGAUCUAAUAUUGAUGAAGAUUUAGCUCUGAAGGUUGCCAGGAGUGUCAGUUUCCCUCUCUCGAAGUACAUGUACAGAAGAUAGCCUUUAGAGCCUUAGUGUCUAGGCAGCAGAAACUACUUUAGAUUGCUCUAGAUGCUAAUAUGAUCAGCUGAGAUCUGUCUAGUUGCCUUGAUUGUAAAGUAUUGAGACAAAGUGAUGCCCCUUGUUGUUUUAAAUUAUUGGUCUAUUCUGCUCCUUCAAAGAUUAAGUGUGAUAUCUAAUCCUAAAUUUGAUGUAAUUGUUUGUCUGUGAGCUUCUGUUAAAUCUCCCUUGGUCAAGGUCUUGUCUUAAUGAAAACUAAUAUGCCCUACAUAAGGGAGUGGAGAGAAUAGUAUCUUGACUGUUUGAUUUGAUU